Haliotis rubra (blacklip abalone) is the source of this 794-nucleotide messenger RNA. RefSeq names its product solute carrier organic anion transporter family member 1A5-like. Gene Ontology annotation, cellular component: membrane. Lineage: Eukaryota; Metazoa; Mollusca; Gastropoda; Lepetellida; Haliotidae. Gene Ontology annotation, molecular function: protein binding. Bases 117 to 794 code for a protein of 225 amino acids. The record is from RefSeq and is a predicted model, not a curated record. Gene Ontology annotation, biological process: transmembrane transport; sodium-independent organic anion transport. The transcript has 8 exons.
UCUAUGGAGCAUAUAUAUAACUCGUCUUCAUUUCAACACUUAGUAUUUAACACCUUCAGGUUAUACGCCCAGUUUGAAGACACAGAAAAUGAUCACAUUGAAGACGACGUCUGUAGAUGAUGCCAAACCCGCAGAUGACAAGGAAAAUCAUCACGUUCAAUGACAAUGUGUGUUCGUGCGACAGCACCAUUUUCUUUCCUGUUUGUGGAGACGACGGGAUGACGUACUUCUCCCCUUGUUUCGCUGGCUGUACAAACCAAACUCUAUCGAUGUAUGGAGGUUGUAGCAAGGUGACGAGCGGCCAGACAACGGCAGGGAUGUGUGUCAGCGACUGCCCCUACUUCUACUACUACAUCGCCGUCGACGCGAUCCAGAAGUUGCUCCUAGCCAUCUCAGUCCUGCUAAUUUACCUGACACAAUUAAGGAGCGUAGAAAGCAAGGACAAGGCGAUAGCGUUUGGGUUGUUUUCGUUUUUGGCAUCUCUGCUCGUUGUCGAAGGCAUUGAUGGUCUGCCCCUCAAAAUAAAUCCAUUUGCAGUAUCCAAAGCCGUUGAAGCAAAAAUCAUGACAGCACGGACUGCUCUGGAGAUAUCAGAUGUGCAAACUGCAAUGAAAAAGAGAAAACAUUCGCGAAAGAAGGAAUCAAAGGCACUCAAACCUCUGGACGUGCCUGUGUCAAACCCUGUCGAGGUUCAUAACUCUUAUGAAUCUUUGGAUAUGGAAGUGUCUCCAUCGCUGUCAGUACAGCGUAAAGGACCUCAACCCCGUACUAGAUCUCCAAUUGAACCUCCAUGA